GAUUGAUUUCGCAGUAACUUUUCGGCCGAUAAUGCCUGAGUACUCACCGUUAAGCGUUGAUGAUACAGGCCAAGAACGCCAACGAUUGCCUUCCAUUGUUGUUCCCGCCAAGAGAACGAGGCGGACGAAUCGCGUCGCUUCUCUCGAUGUCUUUCGCGGUCUCUGCGUAUUUCUUAUGAUUCUAGUGGAUUAUGGUGGUCCAUUAUUUCCUUAUAUUGCUCAUUCUCCAUGGAAUGGUGUGCACCUGGCAGAUUUUGUGAUGCCUUCCUUUCUUUUCGUUUCCGGAAUCUCACUUGCCAUUGUUUUUAAGAAAGUUCAAGAUCGAGUGGAAGCCUCACAAAAGUCACUACUAAGGGCUUUGAAACUCUUUCUUGUUGGUGUUUUUCUUCAAGGGGGUUAUUUGCAUGGAGCAACUUCUCUCACGUAUGGUGUUGAUAUUGGAAGGAUACGUUGGAUGGGUAUUUUGCAGAGGAUAUCUAUUGGAUAUGUAUUUGCAGCCUUGUGCGAAAUAUGGCUUCCCACUGAAAAGCUAAAAGGAACUUCUCAUUUGAGGAAUUAUUUUUAUCAUUGGUGCACUAUGUUUGCAUUAUUGUUGUCGUACUUGGCAUUGACAUAUGGUUUAUAUGUUCCUGAUUGGCAAUUUGAAGCAUUGAGCACAACUUCCUCUCUGGUAGCUUCAAACAGUAGCUCUGUUUUCAAGGUAACAUGUUCAAGACGAGGGGAUCUUGGACCUGCAUGUAAUGCGGCUGGAAUGAUAGAUCGUUAUGUUCUUGGUAUCAACCAUCUAUACACAAAACCUACGUAUAGAAACUUGAAGGAAUGCAGAACCUUAGGAGAUCACCAGAUACCUUCGUGGUGCCAUGCUCCAUUUGAUCCUGAAGGGAUUCUAAGUUCAUUGAGUGCUUGCGUUUCAAGCAUAAUUGGACUACAGUUUGGUCACAUUCUUGUUCAGUUUCAGGACCAUAAAGAGCGAUUACAGAGCUGGAUCUAUUUUUCAGUUGCAAUCUGUUUACUUGGCUUGUUCCUUUCUAUUCUAGGUAUGCCAUUGAAUAAGUCUCUAUACUCAAUAAGUUACAUGCUGGUGACAACCGGCAUUGCUGGAAUAACAUUUUCGGCUAUGUAUACAUUGGUUGAUGUUUAUUGUGGUUUAGGAUGUUUGAGAUAUGGGUUUGAAUGGAUGGGAAAACAUGCUUUAAACAUAUUUAUAGUGGUUAGUUCAAACUUAGCAGUUAUUGCCAUUCAAGGCUUCUACUGGUCCGUCCCUGAAAAUAACAUUGUAAGUAGUAUCCAAUCCAUCUAUGUUCAAGAAGAAGAAAUGUCUAAAGAAGUAAAAGAAGAAGGUGUAACAGUUCCCCAUGGAAGAGACUACGUAGACCCACCACCAGCUCCAUUUCUAGACCUAGCAGAAUUAAAGCUAUGGUCUUUCUACAGAGCUCUAAUCGCCGAAUUCAUCGCCACCCUCCUCUUCCUCUACGUCACAAUCGCCACCGUCAUCGGCCACAAAAAACAAACCGGUCCCUGCGACGGCGUAGGCCUUCUCGGUAUCGCCUGGGCCUUCGGCGGCAUGAUAUUCGUCCUAGUUUACUGCACCGCCGGCAUCUCAGGAGGUCACAUAAAUCCAGCAGUAACAUUCGGGCUAUUUCUAGCCAGAAAAGUGUCCUUAAUAAGGGCACUAGGAUACAUGAUAGCUCAAUGUUUAGGUGCCAUAAGUGGUGUCGGACUAGUUAAAGCAUUCAUGAAACAUCCUUAUAACUCUCUUGGAGGCGGUGCUAAUUCAGUUGCAGAUGGUUAUAACAAUGGAACCGCUCUUGGAGCUGAGAUAAUUGGAACGUUUGUUCUUGUUUACACUGUUUUUUCAGCGACCGAUCCUAAACGCAACGCUCGCGAUUCUCAUAUUCCUGUUUUGGCUCCUCUUCCAAUUGGGUUUGCUGUUUUCAUGGUGCAUUUGGCUACUAUUCCGAUUACUGGUACGGGUAUUAAUCCGGCUAGGAGUUUCGGAGCUGCCGUUAUCUAUAAUGACAAGAAAGUUUGGGACGAUCAAUGGAUAUUCUGGGUUGGACCGAUGAUCGGAGCGAUGGCGGCGGCGGCGUAUCAUCAGUAUAUAUUGAGAGCUGCGGCCAUUAAAGCUUUGGGAUCUUUUCGUAGUAACCCUACCAACUAGAUGAACUUAUCAGUUCUACUAUCUUUAUUGAUUAAUUAAUUAGCUUUAUUAGUUUUUGAUAUAUAUAUUAUUGUUUAAGUGUGUGGUUUAAGUAAUGUAAUAUUUGAUGAUGUUGUGUGAAUUUGUUUCUUUUUAGAGAGAGUGAGAGAGACAAUGUUUGUACUAGUGUAUUGAUUUGAUUCUAUGUACGAUGAUGGGUGUUCUUUGUUGGUAAAUUUCUUUUUUUU
Messenger RNA from Impatiens glandulifera, 2388 nucleotides. RefSeq lists its product as uncharacterized. Gene Ontology annotation, molecular function: channel activity. Gene Ontology annotation, cellular component: membrane. The coding region runs from base 32 to 2161 and encodes 709 amino acids. The record is from RefSeq and is a predicted model, not a curated record. NCBI's taxonomy places the organism in Eukaryota, Viridiplantae, Streptophyta, Magnoliopsida, Ericales, Balsaminaceae. Gene Ontology annotation, biological process: transmembrane transport. The transcript has 14 exons.